AUGACUAUGAGUUCCAAGCGCCGUCAAGACACCUCCCAAUACUCUGCCACGCAAUACCCUUCAGUCGCCCCACGAGUUGAGAGCAGGAUACCCACGAGCUCCGACAGUGAGAACCCGCCAGGAGAAAUUCAAAUGCAGAUCGGAGAGACGGCAGAGAUGCGCGAGCGUCGAAGAGUCCAAAACCGACUGGCCCAACAAGCCUUCCGCGCCCGGCAGAAGAUCCGGGUCCAGGCACUGGAGAGCGAAUGGACCCAGCUGCGACAGCUGCACGAGGCCUUGAACCAGGCCUGUUCACAACAGGCCAAGGAGAUCAAACAGCUGCAGUCGCGGGUCGAGGAGCUGCUUCAAGACAUUGAACUUAUCAAGAAUUCUCAAGAGAACGAGGGGAACUCCUGGUCCUCGUCUUGCCCUACGACACCCGAGCAACAGCUUCCCAUGACGAGUGCGAUCACAGUGGCCGAGGCGGAACUGCGGAAUUUCUUCAUCGAGGGCAGGAUCUCGGACUUCCCAGAGUUUCCAGAGUCGUUUCGAUCUCGCUACUCUGCCUAG
Molecule: messenger RNA, 549 nt
Organism: Fonsecaea multimorphosa CBS 102226
Lineage: Eukaryota; Fungi; Ascomycota; Eurotiomycetes; Chaetothyriales; Herpotrichiellaceae
Exons: 3
Coding region: 1-549 (182 amino acids)
Biological process (GO): regulation of DNA-templated transcription
Molecular function (GO): DNA-binding transcription factor activity
Source: RefSeq, a predicted model, not a curated record